AGCUGGAGAGCUGCAGUUUUCUGCUGGGCAGGUGGAAGAAGCGAAGCGCUGAGCGGAGAGCCUGAAAGGAGGCGGCAGCAAGACAGAGGAGCGCGAGAGGGCGGGAAGGGGGUGCAUCCAGUGGGGCUGCCCCCCGCCCCAUGGAGGAGCGGGGCCCGGGGAGGGGGUGCCCAGCAGCCGCCGCCUCUCCGCAGCUCCCCCCCCCGGCUGAUCUGGGCUGGGUGCCCCCUUUGUCUGGAGAGCUGCUAGCGAGGAUUGGCUGCGGGGCCCCCUCCUCCCCCUUUGCAGAGGAUGCUCCGCUGAUGGGGCUCAGCCCCCUCUGAGUGGGUCGGUCGGUCGCCCCCCCCCCCACCUUUGAAAAACCGCCCCCUCCGCCGCCGGGGACGUCUGUGCAGCGGCAGCAGCAGCAGGAGAGGCGAGGCGAGGAGGCUUCCUGCGCCGGGCUGGGCUGCCGGGACGAGUCCUGCAUUCCAGCAGACGCGGAGCGGGCGGCGGCGGCGGCGCGGGCAGGUCAAGGAUGGUUCACGUAAUGGGGGAUGUCAGCUGUUGGAUCCUGCUUGGAUUUCUCCUCCUGCCCAUCUCCAUCCUGGGCUCUCAGGACAACGGGAAGGUGAUCCACAUCCAUAAGAUCCACCACCAGCCCCUGCGGGUGGGUCUGGCCGAUCCCGUGGCGCUGCCCUGCCUCUUCCUCUUGGAGCCCUCCGCCUCGCUGGGCCCCAACGAGCCGUCAGAUCCGCCGCGCAUCAAGUGGAGCAAAGUGCAGUCCGCGGCAGGGCAGCCGGAGGACAUCUCUGUGCUGGUGGCCAAGGACAACGUGGUGAAGGUCUCCAAGGGCUACGAAGGGAGGGUCUCGCUGCCCGGCUACCCCCGCCAUCGCUACAAUGCAACCCUCUUGCUCUCGGCCGCCCGGGCCAGCGACGCCGGCCUCUAUCGAUGCGAAGUCGUGGCCGGCAUUCAUGACGAGCAGGAUCUGGUGCCCCUGGAAGUCACAGGUGUGGUGUUCCACUACCGAGCUGCCAGUAACCGUUACGCGCUGACCUUCGCAGAGGCCCAGCAGGCCUGCCGGGAGAACUCGGCGGUCAUUGCUUCCCCCGCCCACCUCCAAGUGGCGUUUGAGGACGGCUACGACAAUUGCGAUGCAGGCUGGCUCGCUGACCGCACUGUCAGGUACCCCAUCACCUUCUCCAGGCCCGGCUGCUUUGGUGAUCGCAACAACCUUCCAGGGGUCCGCAGCUACGGUGAGAGGGACGCUGAGGAAGCCUACGACGUGUACUGCUACUCGAAAGAGCUUCAAGGGAAAGUGUUUUACGCCUCCAGUCCUGGACGGAUGACAUUCCAGGCUGCCCGGAAAUACUGCCUUAGUCGGGGGUCUCAGCUGGCCACGACCGGGCAGCUGUACCUCGCGUGGAGGGGUGGGCUGGAUCAGUGCGACCCUGGCUGGCUGGCUGACGGAAGCGUCCGUUAUCCGAUCCAAAUGCCCCGGAAGAAGUGCGGCGGGGACGAGCCGGGCGUCAGGACGGCCUACCAGUUCUCGAACCGGACGGGCUUCCCCAAUCCGCUGGCCAAGUUUGAUGCCUACUGCUACAAAGCACGCCAGCCAGCCAGUAAACCUGGCGGGGCCGCGCUAGGGGAUGGACAUGGUCUGGGAACCCGUGAGCCUGUGGAUCAAGAUUCAGAAGGCAGCCACGAUGCGGGGAUCGAGAACGUUUUGGUGGAGCACGAGGCAGAUCUGCCCACGCUGGCCCAGAACGAACUCUUCCGCAAGGAGAGUGAGGACUCCGUCAUGUCGGGGGACUCCAGAGAGUUCCCCAGAGACCCCUACAGCCCCUCGCACAAGGUGGCCGUGCCCUUGCUGGAGGAGGACGAGCAAUUGCACCUGGUGACCCCUUUCCCAGAGGAGAGAGAGAUCUGGCAGGAGAAGACAACGGCGACGGAGGUCCUUCUUUUAGCCGGGAAGGAUCGGGAGGCUUCUCCGGGCCCACACUCCACUUUCUCCUUGCCAGAUGUGCCCGAUGAGGACCCACAACUCAAAACAGUCGAUGAAGCGCCAACCCAUGAGACGAAGCCGUCUGAGGAUGGCCAGACAGCCGUCGCUGAAGAGUCGGCCAGCAUCAGCCACACCCCGGGAGAGUUGCCUUCGGUGACUCAGCUGGACUUAGAAGAAGUCACCCGUCCCGAAUACCCAACCUGGCUGCAACCGACAACCGAUAAGGUGGCCCCACGUGGGACUGCAUCACCCAGUCCACAGCAUCCGACUCGUACCCACUUCCCUAAGGGGCAUCCUCCGAUUCCCACCUUAGACCCUGCCUUGACCCACCGUGGAAAGCACCCGGCAGCCACUGCAGUGACACCGGCUUUUUCCAGCCUCCCCGAAUCGACCCGGAAAAGCAUUUAUACUGGACUGAACGGGCGUUUCUUUCAGCAGCAGCGAGAAGAACCUGGUGUUGAGGGGGGUUCGGAAGGCAGGACUGCACUCCCCACCACACCCCCCAUCUUGGCCUUGGCGAUACAAACGAUGACGGACAACUCCAUCGAGGCCUCGGCCAGGGCCGAUCCGAGCCCCGCGUCGGCUCGAGGUAGCGGCGUGAGCUACUCCCUCUCCAACGAGGUGGAAGGCAACAGGUUGCCGGUGUCCGAGAAUCAAGGCCCCCAAGAGAUGACCUUCCCUCCUGCCUCCCGUUCUGGGAAAGAUGCCAGUGCUGAAGAGACUGGCCAAGGACAGCCGAUCCCCUCUGCUCCCGAGAGCCAAGAGUGGACGACGGGCCCAGAGCCGGGACAUUCCGAAGCAUCCUCCCCAUUCCCAACCAAUGGGCUUCUCCAGCCCCAGGAGGUUGCCGUGACAACAGGAGAUGCCGCCAGCGACGCCCCCGUGGGGACCAGCAUCCGUGGCGACUAUCCUCAGGGCCUGAUGCCAACUGGGGGAAAUGAAGACGGGUUCUCCGGCCACGGGAUUGCCACCCCAACGCCACCGGACGUGCCCUCCAGGCCCGAGUUGCCCCGGCAGCAGCCUCAUCCUGAUUCGGGGAGCGGGGGAGCGGAUUAUGACUCCCAAGAAACCCAGGAGAAGGCCGUGAGCUUUGUGGAGACAGAGGAAGCCCAGCCUCACUUCCUGGGAGAAGCCCAGGAGCUAACGGAGCCGGAAACCCCAAAUUCAGUGAAACAGCAGAGAGAGAGACAGGUGCUGGAUGUAGACGCUGGAGAGGAAGCCAUCUUGGAAGAGGCCGGCCGAGGUCCCGAGGAGCUGGCGGAGAUGAGAGGGCAGAAAGCCGUCACCCUCGCAGCAGGAGAUAUUCCUUCCCCAGCACCAGAAAAUGCUUACCCACAAGUGGCCAGACUUCUCGCCAGGGAGCCUGAAGCGUGGCCGGUGGCCGGCGGCAUCGAAGACGAUCUGGAGGUCACCACCCCUGCAGGACACCAGGAAGCCGAGAAGAACGCGGCCACCUCACCUGGGGAGAGCUCCUCUGUGCUGGCUGAGGCCCUGGACUUCUCUGAUCCCACAGGCUGGUGGGAGGCGGUAACUCGGAGCCACCUCCAAGAGGGCGUGGUAGGCCAAAUUAGCCAAGAAGAUUCCACGCUGCCUCAAGCCGUGAGCACGGUAGGGCAUGGCCUUCUUCACCAGCAAGAGGGCGCUACCACCCAAGACUUCAGCCCCGGAGCAGGUGGCCAUUUUGCUACCACCUGGUUGGUCCCAAACCUGGAGGCAGGCACCAAGAAGGACGAGUUGCCGAUGCCGUGGAGUUCGCCCCACGGGGGAUCACCCCAGCCUCCUCAGAGCAUGUCGGGGCCUGUCCACGCUCAACAGCCUUUGGAAUUCUCCACCUCGGUUUCGGUCCUAAGCUCAGAGCCUUCCACCCAUCCCAGCGAGGAAGUGUUGGAUGCUGGAAGCAACGGUGGGAGCUACCUUCCCACGGCCCCAGGAGAGCCAGGAAGGUUCCUUCCGAUGGAGGCUGACAGCGGGAGUGGAGAGGAGAAGGCAGAAGGGUUUGCUGUGGAGGGGGUCCCCGAGGCUGUGUGGGCAGAGGAAGCCAACGCCAGCAUGCUGGCCGAAACUGACCCUUGUGAUAACGAUCCCUGUUUGCACGGUGGGACGUGUCAGUCCAACGGCAACCUCUCCAGCUGCAGCUGUCCGUGGGGAUUCACAGGGGAGAACUGUGAAAUAGAUAUCGACGACUGUUUGUCAAGCCCGUGCCAGAACGGAGGCACCUGCAUCGACGAGAUCAACUCCUUCGUCUGCCUCUGCCUUCCCAGCUACGGUGGGAGCUUGUGUGACCGAGACACAGAGGGCUGCGACCACAACUGGCACAAGUUCCAAGGGCACUGCUACCGCUAUUUUGCACACCGGCGCUCCUGGGAGGACGCAGAGCGGGACUGCCGCCGGCGGUCAGGUCACCUGACCAGCAUCCACUCCUGGGAGGAGCACAGUUUCAUCAGCGGCUUUGGGCACGAGAACACGUGGAUCGGACUCAAUGACCGUAUCGUGGAGCAGGAUUUCCAGUGGACAGACAACACCGGCCUGCAAUACGAGAACUGGCGAGAAAACCAGCCUGAUAAUUUCUUUGCGGGCGGCGAGGAUUGCGUGGUUCUGGUUUCGCACGAGACUGGGAAAUGGAAUGACGUUCCUUGCAACUACAACCUGCCUUACGUCUGCAAGAAGGACACAGUGCUGUGUGGGCCUCCCCCCGUGGUGGAAAAUGCCUCCCCCAUUGGCAAGAAGAGAGAGAAGUACAGCGUCCAUUCCGUCGUCCGCUACCAGUGCGAGGAAGGCUUCAUCCAGAGGCACUUGCCCACCAUUAAGUGCCACGUGAACGGGACGUGGGACAGGCCCCGAAUCCUCUGCACAAAACCCAGACGGUCGCACAGAACCCGGCGGCAUCACCGCCACCACCACCAGCACCACCAGCACCACCGCCACAAACCCCGGAAGGACCGGAGGAAACGGCAGAAGCGCCCGAAGCUGGACUGGACGGAGGAGGAUGGCAACUACUUUUAACGACGGGCCCUGACGAAAGCACAAGUCCCCUCUCCCCGACCCCGCUGCCCCCCUCCCGACCCUCCCAGGAUGCGAGAGGCUUGCGUGUGUGACAGGAAUUGUGGAUGCCUUCCCUGCCCGCCCCGCCCCACAUCUGCUCCCCCCAUUGAUAAAAUCUCUUUUCUUAGCCUCUGACCCAGAGCCCACUCAUGUGAAUGGCGCAGGUAUGCUGAAGCGCAUGGCUCCUCUGCGUAUGCGCCGGUUGGCAACAUUGCCACAAGGAUCCGUUGUGUGUGUGGAAUCAGGUGCAGAAUCCAGCUCUCUGAGAAUCUCAGCUUUAAAAAAAACCAACACCAACCCACCAAGUUGCUAGCCUUCUUCGCCUCAAAAAUACACUUGAAUGUACAAGCUGAAAUUGCAGAGGGCUGAAUAAGCUAUCCCAUGGCCCGUGCGGAGGAAAAUGGCAAUUCAGUACCCAGCUUAGCUCCCAUGACCGGCCAAACCAGAAUAAAUUAUGCAAAACCAGCAAAAUCAAUACAGCAUCCAUUAUGCAAAAUAAAUUAUGCAAAUAGUACCAUUUGCGUAAUUUAUGUGGGUUACAGGGGUUGACUUUUCAGGGUACAGAGCUUUUCCUUCCCGCUGUUUCUCCCAAGGAAGGGCUGCACAAAUUUUGGCCUGCCUGUGGAUGUUGGACUACAACUCCCAUCAUCCUGGGCUGUUGGCCACGAUGGCAGGGGAUGAUGGGAAUGGUAGUCCAGCAACAGCUGAGGAGCUGACUUUGUAAAGCUCUGUUCUAACAGAAUCUUCAUUCUUUCCCUGGUCCUCUACCAAUCUUUGGAAAACCAUUUCCCCCUUUCUAGCACAUGAGAUAUCUAUUCAAUAGAAGAGAUUUGGGCGAUGGGGUGGGGGCAGGGGGUGCUCAUCCUGUUUGCUGUGCUUCUAACAGCUGCACAAAUGUACCCCAAGGCAACACACUCCCCUCUUUGCCAUCUAAGCAUGGAGAGAUCUCGCGUUGCUAAGUGGUCCAGGGUACCAACCAGGAGUGACACAUCCUGAUGAACGGGGCGGAUGGGGGGCGGGGUUUGCCAAAGGUGGCACAGCUGCCUCCACUUGCUCCUCUCGGACCCACCCUGUGCUGCCUGCAGGCUGGCCAUUCAUCAGGUAGAGCUAUGUAGCUCACCGUGCAGCUUUACCUGGUGAAUGGCUCACCUGCAGGCAGCACAGCUCUCAUUACUGUUGGGGCCAGGUGGGAUGGGAGGGAGGGAAUCAAACAGAGCUCCCGGAAGGAGAGGCCACUGUGUUUCCUUUGGUGCCUCCCCUCCCAGCGAGUUAGGACCAGCCAUUCCUACGACCCUCCAUGAUUUGGCAACCCUUCCCACCCUCCCGCCCCCCCAAGCUCAGAUCACGCCUCCGCCACAGACUCAGCCGGGUGCUUUCCAGCUUAGACCCUGCAAUGGGGGUCACGGCGUCUCUCGGAAGUGUGCUUCCACACUUCCUGUGUUGUGACGCCGCAGUCCCGACGCUGGCAGCAGGGUGCCGCUCACAUUUCCGAUGCCUUGUUUCAGAUUUAAUCGCUCCCCCUGCUGGGCACUUUGCUAUUUACGUUUUGAAUGUGAUUUGCCGGAACGGAAGCAUUUUGCCACUGUUGAGAGGCUAAGCUGGAAAGCGCCCAGGUGACCUUAAGUGAGCUGCAGAUGCCAUGCCUCAGUCUUUCCCAUCUGCAGUAUAGGUACAAUACCUCCUUCCCACCUCAACAGGGUUUCUGCAAGAACUGCAAAAUCACAUUCCUGAAGCACUUCCCGUGUCCCCAAAGCACGAGCAAAACCCUGGGUCAUGUAAUUAAUUGCCUUUAUCUGGUUGCCUAGAUCCUCAUGAAGAUUUUUUUUUUAAACACCCCACUUCGUGGAGAGUCAGCACUGAUCCCAGCUCUGUUUAGUUCCCCCAACACCUGUUUUCCCAACUCCUAUGUUUGGAUUUAGGACCACUUCGGGUGGUACAUGUUUCCUACGGGGGGGAAAUUCUGUGUAGAUGCCAGCAAGGUGUGGGGCAACCCACGCAGGAAGCGCCACAUGCUAUAAAUUGCACAAGUUCUGGCUUUGCAGUGCAUUUGCACCAUAGUGCAAACAGAGAGCAAGCUGGGGGUGGGGGCACUUGUGAGCUCAGUCUUGUACGCCCACCUGUCCUUUCACCGUUUGGCGCCACUGCUGCUCUUAAAACAACCAGAUAAAGUCCUCCUGAGCAUAGACAGAGUGCAAUUCCACACUCACAACUGAGCAAUAGCAGCUUGGCCCCAGUUAAUCCAGGGCUUCCUUCCCGGCGCAGUCCCUCUCUCUUCUUAGAAAUCAAGAAUAGCUCCCUUGAUCACUGACUGGGAAGUGUCCAGAAAUUCAGGGUCCAUUUGAAAUUUCCUCAUCCAAAUUCUUCUCUGGAUUUUGGAGUCUGAUUUCUUCCAUUCAUUUGUGUCUUUGCUCUUCCCUGACAACUGCACACUUCGGUGGACCACCACCACCAACAACAACAACAACAACAAAAGCCACCGUGAUGCAACUGGAUAUACUGCCAUGUUCAAAUUAUUUUGUGAGGUGUUUUACUAACACUCCAGAGCACAUCGGUAAAACACUACACAGAAAUAUUUUUGAUGCGAUCAUCAAAUGACCUUUUUCUUUGGCAGUGUUUUAUGAAUGCACUUUGGAACAUCAACACCACAGAUGGGGAGAAGCUGCCAGGGACAUGAAGAAACUGAAAUCUCUCUGCUCAAUUGCAUAUGCUCCAAUUCUAAAAGUAAUUGUAGAAAUCCACCUAGGAAAACUGGGGUUCAAGUGGAGUGGGAUGCAGGGCACAGAAAACUUCCGGAAUAAUAAAGGAAUGGAGUGGGGAGGUGGAAGGAGAACCCACUCGCAGCACCAGAACUCUAUUUUGGAAUGUUAAAACAUAUAGAGGUGAUAGUGGUAUGGCCCAUGAUAAACCUUACUCUGCUGGCUCAUACCUGCUCAUCUUCACUACCCGUGUGAACAAAUGGUGGUCAUUUUCACUACUCUUGUGCACAGCUGGUGACCACACUCUUAAAGGUACACAUUGAUUUAACUCCUUCCCCUCUACACAGAACUGUUUUUCUGUGAAGAAAACAUGCCCCCCCCUUGAAGUUGGGUUCCAUGCGUGUGUGUUUGUGCGAGAGUGUGCGUACGCACGAGGGCAAGUAUGGGGCAUGAGGUCGACACCUCUCCGACUUCUGCUGUUUCCACAUAACCGCAGUGUCUAGUUUUCCUCUGUGUGUUCCCUCUCCCACCCCUGUGGUGUUUCCGGAAAAGGGGGAGGCAGGGGUCAAAACGCACCCUUUGCAGUUUCUGUACUGCUGGACAUUUUAAUAAAGUUUUUUAACAGUU
Messenger RNA from Hemicordylus capensis (graceful crag lizard), 8352 nucleotides. It is a transcript of the gene NCAN, whose product is annotated as neurocan. NCBI's taxonomy places the organism in Eukaryota, Metazoa, Chordata, Lepidosauria, Squamata, Cordylidae. Gene Ontology annotation, biological process: cell adhesion. The coding region runs from base 518 to 4990 and encodes 1490 amino acids. Gene Ontology annotation, molecular function: calcium ion binding; hyaluronic acid binding. The transcript is spliced from 15 exons. The record is from RefSeq and is a predicted model, not a curated record.